AAUUUAAAGCUCUUGUUUUGGUCUCAAGGAAGAAAAAAGGACUUUGGGUUUAUUGUUUAAAUGGGAAAGCAGAAAGUAAAACCCCUCCUUACAUGUUUCACUCAAGAAGGUGAUCACCUAGCCAUUUUGUCCCCCGAUGGAACCGUCAAAAUAUGGAGCACAAGUACUGGGAGUUUAUUGGCAGAGUGGAAGCAAUCAGAUGCUAACCCUGCUAAUAGUUAUUCCAGUAUGGCUUUCAGUUUUAUCAAAAAGAAGCAUAAAAAGGGGCAUGGGACUUGCUUACUAGCUCUUGGGACAAAUGAAGGGGACAUCUUUACUAUUGAUGUCUUAGCUGGUGACAGGAAGUGGUCAUCUAUUGGUUAUUAUCCUGGUGGAAUUGCGGGUCUUUCGUUCACAAACAAAGGUCAUAGUCUGUAUGUCAUUGGAAGCAAUGGAAAGGCAUCUGAAAUGAACUCCGAAAAUGGAGAUUUAAUAAGGGAGUUCAAAGCUUCCAAAAGAUCCAUCUCUUCUUUGUCAUUUUCACAAGAUGGGAAGUAUUUGGCUUUAGCCAAUGAUAAGAUCCGUGUCGUCAACUUGGACAAUGGGAAAGAGCUUCUGAAAUCUCCUGAUGAUUUAGAUCCUGUGCAAUAUAUAAGCAUAUCCAAUGAUGCCAAGACAAUUGUUACAUCAGGGUUCGGGGAGACUAAUCUUCAACUUUGGAGUUGUGAUUUGAGUUCCAAAACUUUGAGUGGUGGCUCGCUUAUUACAAUACCCCACCCUCCAUUAGCAUUUGAAUGUAAGAACAGUGGUAGUGAAGAAGGUGGUUCUGUGAUCUUAGCAGUUUCGGAGUCUGGUAUUGCAUAUCUUUGGAAUUUGGACACCAUUUCCCUGGAUGAUGCUAAACCAACAAAGAUGACUGUAAAAACUGAUAAAGUUGUGGGAGAGCAGCAGAAGAGUGCAGGCUCAAAGAAAAGUAGUACUCCUAUUAUCUCUGCUAGAAUACAUGCUUCAGGCAUGGACCAAGAGGUUGUUGCCCUUAUUGCUUAUGGCCGGUUAGACUCCCCAAAGUUUACUCUUGUGAAUGUUAGCAAAGCAGGGGAGAAUGUUGUUAUAAAUGCUAUGGAUCAGACUGAAACUAUUCAAGAAAAUGGGGCAUCUUUGCUAAAAGUUGAUCCAAAUGGAAAACCAAAUAAAAAAAGAGCUGCUUCUGAUCCAGACCUUACAACUACAAAAGACACAAAUGAUACGGGUCAUGGAGAGAAUGUAGAUGGAGUCCUUGUUGAUGAUGAUCCAGAUGAACCUACCAUGGCUGAGAAACUUACAAUUUUAAAUUCAAUAGAGAAUGGAGAAAAUGAAACCACUGAAAACCAAGAAAGAGGAGAAUCCUCUCCUCAUGGCAAGCCUCCCACUGCAGAUUCAGUUAAUGUUUUGCUUAAGCAGGCACUGCAUGCUGAUGAUCGUGCGCUUCUGUUAGACUGCUUAUACACUCAAGAUGAGAAGGUUAUUGCAAAUUCAGUAUCACAGUUAAACCCGUCUGAUGUUCUCAAGCUUUUACGAUCUCUUGUAUCCAUUACUCAAUCAAGGGGCGCAGUAUUGGCGUGUGCCCUCCCUUGGAUAAAGAGUUUACUGCUACAUCAUGCUAGUGGAAUCAUGUCUCAGGAAUCCUCUAUUCUUGCUCUGAACUCUUUGUAUCAGCUUAUUGAAUCUAGAGUCUCAACUUUUGAAUCAGCUCUUCAAAUAUCAAGUUGCUUGGACUUCCUUUAUGCAGGGAUUGUUGAGGAUGAGGUCGAUGAGAAUGGCAAGAUUCCAGUAGUAUUUGAGGACACAGAUGAAAGUGAGAAAGAGGAAUCAGAAGAUGCAAUGGAAACGGACGAUGAAGAGAAGGAAGAUGGCGAAGCAUCUGAUGGGGUCAGCGAUUUCGAAGGGAUUGAUGAUAUGAGUGACUGAUGAGUAAUUACGAUUGGUUCGGGUUCAUUCUGUUCGAAGGUCAUAAAGUGAUUUUAUAACCAUCAAAGGAAGGGAAAGCAAUUAGUUUCAGACGAUCUUGUUUCAUAGAAGAUUAGCGGAGAGCAAACAGAAGCAUCUCAUAAACUAUAAUUGAGAGUUUAGAUUCUGCCGAGUAAGUUAUAGCAGGAAGUCGGGAUAAGUGGAGGAGAGGAAAAAA
Messenger RNA from Hibiscus syriacus, 2143 nucleotides. Its product is annotated as WD repeat-containing protein 43-like. The transcript is spliced from 12 exons. The coding region runs from base 61 to 1926 and encodes 621 amino acids. Lineage: Eukaryota; Viridiplantae; Streptophyta; Magnoliopsida; Malvales; Malvaceae. The record is from RefSeq and is a predicted model, not a curated record. Gene Ontology annotation, molecular function: protein binding.